GGUAAGUACAUGUACGAGUAAACACAACAUACUUGAGUCGACAAAAGCGAAACCAGUUCCACUCUAGCGUAACAGACAAUGUAAAUAAAAAUAAAAUGGAUGAUCGGAGGAGCUCAUCACAGGAAACAUCGUCUGUGAAUACGUCGUCUUCAUCGUCGUCGUCGUCAGACGAGGAAAAUAUGCAAGAAAUAUCCCGAAAAGAGAAAUUUCGAAAAGUGGUGAAAGAGGUUAUUCGUCAGAUACGUAAACUUGACCCAGAGAUUUGUGUUAAAUUGCUGCAGGACCCUUCCCUUAAUGUUUUGUCCGCUCUCAAAAAGAAAAUAAAGAAACUGGAUAAAAAUUGGACGCUAGAGUUUCUGAAUUCAGGCGGACUUGAUGCCUUGUUAGAUGUCGUCGACGUAAUCGGAAACCGGAGAGUUACAAAAUUUUCCGAAGCCGUAAAGCUUUUGGAAUGUGUUGUUUGUGUUACUAAAUUGGUAAAUUCUAAGGAGGGGUUAUCUUUCUUUGUUCAGAAUGGAAGCUACACGAAGAAACUUGUCAAAGCAUUGGACACAAGUCAUGCAAUGGUGAAAAAGCAAGUAUUUGAACUACUAUCAGCAUUGUGUAUAUAUUCCAGUGAAGGAUACAGUGUAGCAAUGAGUGCUCUGGACAGCUAUAAGAUGAUGAAGAAACAAAGGUAUCGAUUUAGUGUGAUCGUAAAUGAAUUGAAAACGGCGGACUUGGUUCCCUACAAAACCACAUUGAUGGCUUUUGUUAAUUGUGUCAUUGCGGCUAAUGAAGAAUUGGAGGAGAGAGUAAGAAUCCGCAAUGAAUUUAUUGGCUUAAACCUUCUGGAUGUGGUCAAUGAUAUGCGAAACGAGGACGACGAGAAAACGAUCAUCCAGUGCGAUGUUUUUGACGACGAGAAAGCCUCAGAUGACGAGGCAAUGGCGACCUUGAAUCCAGCCGUGAUUGACAUAAACAAUAUCAGGGAGGUGUUCAAUGCUCUCUAUCACAAGGUUUACAAUACACCAUUGGCUGAAAUGCUUCUGAAUAUAUUACAAACACUCCUACAAACAGAGCCAGAAAACCCAAGUAGUGACGAUUGUUGGAAACUAAUUGAAAAGUCAGUUAAGAAAGCAUUUCUGAUGGACUUAACUCGUGUCAACAGAUGUCUUUUAUGUGGAAAAGACGCAUCACUACCAGGGAGUGUGGUGCCUCCAACUCUUCCUCCUCCACCACCACCACCUCCACCUCCACAAUGUACAGUGCCUCCCCCUCCUCCACCUCCACCACCGCUAGGAUUAUCGCCACCACCUCCAGCACCACCACCUCCUCCUCCACAAUGUACAGUGCCUCCCCCUCCUCCACCCCCACCACUGCUAGGAUUAUCCCCACCCCCUCCACCACCACCUCCUCCUCCAGGUAUAGCGGUCAUCCCUUCGUCUUCAGCAACAAACUCUCAGGGGUCCUGUAAUGUGUGUACUCACACUCCCAAACGCAAAUUGAAAACAAUUAACUGGACCAAGAUACCUCCUCGUAGUAUUUCAUGCAGAGGAAAUGUCUGGAAGGAAGUUAUCAUUAUGAAAGAUAAGGUGCCUGUGAAGCAUGAGACCUUAGAACAGGAAUUCUGCCGGAAGAAAAUCCAGAAAAAGAAAGAAAAGAAAAUUAAACUUCCUACAGAGAUACUACUUCUUGAUGUAAAACGAAGUAUGAACGUAAACAUAUUUCUGAAACAAUUUAAGUGCAGUCAUAGGGAAAUCGUAUCUAUGAUAGAGAGGGGUGAUGUACCAGACAUCGGCAGGGAGCGUCUACUGGGGUUACAGAAAAUACUUCCAAAGGAAGAAGAGGUUAACAUGCUUGAAGAAUUUGAAGGAGAUAAGGAGAAACUUGGGAAUGCAGAGAAAUUUUACUUAAAACUGAUCGAGUUACCCGCCUACAGAAUCCGUAUAGACGGUCUUGUUCUCAAGGACGAGUUUCAUGUCACAAUGGACAAUCUUCUGCCAAAUAUUAAUUCUGUGGUUAAAACAUGCCAAUGUCUCCUCGAAAAUGAGUCUCUCAAAGUUUUCUUACGAUAUGUUUUACAUACUGGAAAUUUUAUGAAUGCGGGUGGGUAUGCAGGCAACGCAAUGGGUUUCCGGAUAAACUCCUUAAAUAAAUUGAUGGACACAAGAGCCAACAAACCAAGGGUAACUCUUUUACAUUAUCUUGUUGAGGAGGCUGAAAAAGAAAACAAAGACGCUUUAUCAUUUGUUGAGGAGAUGUCUGAACAUCUGACCAUAGCCUCAAAUUUGACAGUGGACUCACUGACAACGGAAGUAAAGGAGGCAAAGGGCAAUGUUAGCAGCCUGAAAAGAGAUCUGACAAAAUGUCCCGAUGACGUCAAGAAGCAACUCGAUAUGUUUGUACAGGAAGCAGAAAAGGAAAUGACGUCAUUGGAUGAUGGUUUAGAGAAAAUAAGUGAACUGACAAAGCAACUUGUUUGUUACUUCUGUGAAAAAGAGAAAAGUUUUAAAAUAGAUGAGUGUAUACACGACAUGAAUACAUUCUGUGAUAAUAUUAAACGAUGUCAAAAGGAAAAUUUGCGAAGGAAACAACAAGAAAAAAUGGCAGAGCGUAGGAAAAAGCAAGAAGAGGAAAUGACAAAGACACAUGCUAAGCAUACUUCAGCGAAAAAGGAACCAAUGGAGGAUGAUUGUAUCAUAGAUCGAUUAUUGGAAGAUAUACGGAAGGGACACAAACUACGAAACACACGACAAUAGACAUUGUUUCGAAACAAGAAUGACAUUUCUCCUUUAAGCCUAUUAAUAUUGAAAUCACACGCAUACACAUUCUCACACAGACAAAAAAAAACACGCAAUUAAACAAAAUGUAUUAUUUUCUACAUUAUCUACAGCAAAAUAGUGAUUUAAAUCCAUUCAUAACAGUUUGUACCGCUUAACCAUAAUUUGGAAUAAAUGUAAAUAUUAACAUCCAGUGAAUAUUAUCUCCUAAAGAAAGUCAUUGCCGUUUAUCAGUCAGUAAACACCACUAAGUAGA
Molecule: messenger RNA, 3018 nt
Organism: Saccostrea echinata
Lineage: Eukaryota; Metazoa; Mollusca; Bivalvia; Ostreida; Ostreidae
Product: inverted formin-2-like
Exons: 14
Coding region: 96-2741 (881 amino acids)
Biological process (GO): actin cytoskeleton organization
Molecular function (GO): actin binding; small GTPase binding
Source: RefSeq, a predicted model, not a curated record